AGCUUCGUCGUGGUUUCGGUUGAGCAUUCUUGGCAACGUCUCGCUCGGUGAACAGGCAGUCGACCGUCGGCUACAACGGGUGUUUCCAAAAUGUCUGGAGAUUUAUGUUGACGGAAUAGGAGCCGAACGGGAAACACCGGAGCAGCGUUAGGCAAGAGUAAAAAACUGAGCCUCCCCUUCCUGCACUGUGACAUCAAACCUCACAUGCCUCACCUGCAUACUGCACAGCUGAAGGCACAAGAUCUGCAUUAGACUGAAAAUAAUAAAGAAGAAGACGACCGGUCCUGACUCAAACUGGUCCUCAAUGGACCAGUGAAAUCUUUCCCCACCCUGCCAAUUAAAAGCAAUGUAUUUGGGCGCUGUAGGCUGUAGCACCGUCAGCAGAGAGUGUGUGGGGCCCCUCCUCUCCCUCUUUCCCAGCACCCCUCGUGACAUGGGAUGCCAGCCCCCUGCCUCCCUGCCCUGAGCUCUCCUGGGGCGCCAUGAACAGCUACAGAGACAGAGGGGUCACCUGCACCUCCUCAGACCUCCUGGAUGGAGGAGGAGGGUUUCCCCAGCACAAUGCGUUCCGUCACACGCCCAAUGGCCACCCGGCUCCUGGCCCCACAGACCCAGCCAUCCAACCACGCGUUUCUGUGCCCAAAAUGGGUGUUCGGGCGCGGAUUGCAGAAUGGCCCCCACGCCGUGCGCAGUCCAGGGAGUCACUACUAGAAAAUGGGCAAAUUGUCAGCAUUCACCACGGAGAUGACUGCUCCACUUCAGUUUCCUCAUCGGUUUUGUCAUCUGACAUCGGGCUGGUGCGGGGAGGGGUUGCCAGGUUGCCACGACGACGGUCGAAGGAUGUAGAGUUUAGAGGAGGAGGGUUUGGCGUUGAAAGAUGUUCACCAUUUAGCCUGAGAGUGUACCCACCACUGAGACAGCGCUCAAACAGCGAGGUUACGCUGAGCGAACAGGACGAAAAUGAGGUGGAGGUUCGUGGAGGUGUCGGGAUGGGAAACCUGUUCAGAGAGUAUGGCAGCACCUCCUCCAUCGACAUCCAGGGCAUUCCUGAGCAGAGCUUUUUUGACAUGCUCAGCCAGUUCCACCAGGAGAGGCCUGACCAGCGCAGCUCAGCACCCAUACACCUCGGGGAGCUGCUGCGCGCUCCAGACUCGCCACCAAGCGCACCUCUCCCCUCUGCCCCCUCACCUGGUCCCACAGGUGGGGAAGUAAUAGGGACAGGAAGGAAAGACGGAGCUGAGAGAGUGAGGAAGAAAAGUGGAGGGACGGAGUCGUCACUGGGCACCUCCUCUUUGUUCAGGAAACUUAGGAGCUCUAGUCGCAAUGAGCUGGAUGGAGGGAAAGGAGAAACAACAGAGGACGGGGGAGGCCGGGGUUCAGCAGAAGCCUCCUACAAACCGUGGGUAUGUCCUAAGAGCUUUGUCCACUUCGAUGCUCAGAGCAUCCUGUUUGACCUCCACGAGGCAGCGGCUCAGCGGGGCUACGCCGCCCAGAGGAGGAACACCGCCACGGGGGCAUCAGCUGCAUCAGUGUCCCUGUCGGUCUCCAGAUCCUCGGCUCCAAGUGUGAACGACCCAGUUUACUCCAGCAUAGAGGAUCUCACCCUGAGCCUCGACCCCAGCUCCAUGACACCCUCCCUGGGUGUGGACCUAUUGGACGGGCCUCAUGGAGCCCACAGCUCGAGCCCACUGCUCCUCUGCUGCCCCCACUUCCUCAAUGAGACUGGAGGCCACGGGGAGCGCAAUAUCAGCUUCCUCAGCUCGUCAGCAGAGCGAGACGGAGGAGGAGACGGAGCGAGGGGUUGGCUCAGGAGGAGUAACGCCAGCGUCUCAGUGCUGGAGGUGCCUAUUGAACAGCAGGUUACAAGACUGGACCGACUGAAACUGUACGGCAUAGAGCAUGUAGAUCUGGGGGCCAGGUACUACAGAGACUACUUCCAUGGGAAAGAGCACUCAAACUACUUUGGGACAGAGGAUAAGCUGGGCGCUGUGGCCGUGAGCAUCCGCAGGGAGAAACUGGAAGACACCAAAGACCUGAAAGACCAGUACCAGUACCGCCUUAUCGUCCGAACAAGCGAGCUUGUGACCCUGCGAGGCUCCAUUUUAGAGGAUGCGGUGGCGUCUACGGGGAGGCAUGGCACGGUGCGGGGUCUGCCGCUCAAGGAAGUCCUGGAGCAGGUCAUCCCCGAGCUCAACGUCUCCUGUUUGAGACUGGCGCUCAGCACACCCAAAGUCACAGAGCAACUGCUCAAACUGGACGAACAGGGGUUGAGUCAGAAGCACAAGGUGGGUGUUCUGCUGUGCCGUGCGGGCCAGAGCACAGAGGAGGAGAUGUACAACAACGAGGAGGCGUCACCCGCCUUCUCUGCCUUCCUGGAGCUGCUUGGGGAGCAGGUGCUUCUCAAAGGAUUCACCAAAUACGCUGCGCAGCUCGACACAAAGACGGACUCCACGGGCACCCACUCCCUGUACACCACCUACCAGGGCUACGAGGUCAUGUUCCACGUGUCUACCAUGCUGCCGUACAUGCCCAACAACCCACAGCAGCUUCUGAGAAAGAGGCACAUAGGGAACGACAUUGUCACUAUAAUCUUUCAGGAGCCGGGAGCAUUGCCUUUCACCCCGCAGAAUAUUCGCUCACACUUCCAGCACGUCUUUGUUAUUGUCCGUGUGCACAACCCCUGCUCUGAAGGCACAUGUUACAGUGUUGCUGUGACAAGAAUGAAGGAUGUUCCUCCCUUCGGCCCACCCAUCCCCAGCGGCGUCACCUUCCGUGACCCAGAAACCUUUCGUAACUUCCUUCUAGCCAAAGUUAUCAAUGCAGAAACUGCAGCGCACAAGUCAGAAAAGUUCCACACUAUGGCGACACGAACGCGGCAGGAGUACCUGCGUGACCUGGCUGAGAACUACGUCAGCAGCACUCCGCUCGACUCAGCUGGCAAGCUUAACAACCUCAUCUCCCUCGCAUCUAAAAAACGGGAGCGCUCCAAGGCGAGAGAGGGAGCGGAGUUGGGAGCUGCGGGGGCCGUCGCCUGGAGAGUCCAGGCCCAGGACUUCAGUGGAGGUGGGACAGAGCUCCCCUGUGCCUUGGGUUUGUCAGCUGAAUAUGUCCUCCUGACAGACUGCUCCACCAAAGAGGUGGUGUUCAACUGUUUCUGUGCGGAUGUGAUCGGCUGGACACCGGAGCGGCUGGCGCUGAAGAUCUUCUACGGCAGAGGAGACCACAUCGCUGUGCGGGUACCAGAGGGCUGUGCACCAGACAUCAGAGAGAUGGUGCAGAGGUUAAAGUCGUUGACAGUGGGGUGUGAGACCGUGGAUAUGACUCUGAGAAGAAACGGACUGGGACAACUGGGCUUCCAUGUUCGCCUGGACGGCACUGUGGCUGAGGUGGAGGAAUACGGUUUUGCCUGGCAGGCGGGACUGAGACAGGGCAGUCGGUUGGUGGAGAUCUGCAAGGUUGCUGCAGUGACGCUGACUCACGAGCAGAUGAUCGACCUCCUGAGGACGUCGGUCACGGUCAAAGUCGUCAUCAUUCCUCCGUACGAAGAGGGGGGGCCUCGCAGGGGCUGCACAGAGGAGUAUGAGAUGAAGACCAUGGAGCAGAAGCCAGAACCUGAGCCUCUGGCAGCAGGCUAUCGACCCUCCCCUCGCCCAACGUGGCGAUGGGACAGCCCACCCAUUCCUCCAGGGCUCCACAGUGCCCCCAACCCGCAGCGCUGGGCCCCCAUGGGUCCCCCACCUCCUCCACUGCCCCGCUCACACAAGACCCUGAUGCCUGUUCCCUACAGGGAGCCCCAGCACCUCAACUCUAAGAGGCCAGUGAGCUACCCAGAGAACCACUACAGUCUGUCUCCUGCAGUAGGCGACAGAAUGCUACCCUACAGAAACCCCUCAGCCAGCUUCUCCUCACCCUCCUCAGGCCUGGUCGGCCUCUCCACCAUGGGGCCACCUGGGAUCACACCAGGCCCCUUUGUACGCUACAAACCCUCCCCCGACAGAUAUGGAGCAGGACAGCGCCCCCUGCUGCCUUAUGAGCCCCACCUCAGUGUGGACAUCAACUCAAGCGGAGAGUCUUCCUCAGGCUUCACCAGUCAGGACAGCACCAUGGAGCGCUGCAAAACAGAACCCCUCUGGCAUGUCCCAGCGACGUCUCGGGGACCAGGUGGUGGAGGAGGGCAGAGGAGACUAACCAGACAGGAUGUCCCUGGGAAAGACUCUCCAAACAGACACUCGAAGGGCGAGACUCAGUACUCCAGCCACUCCAGCAGUAACACUCUGUCCAGUAACGCCUCCAGCAGCCACAGCGACGAGCGCUGGUUCGACGGAGGAGCUGGAGGAGAGCGAGGAGGCGGGGGUUGCCUCGGCGACCCAGCCGACCCUGACCCCGACCUUCUCAAUAAGGGGGGGUCUAACGACAGCGGCAUUGACGCCUCGACCCACUACAACAACAAUCGCCCCGGAAACAUGUCCAACAGCCAGUCCCAUAAGCCCAUGCACUCCUUUGCGGCCUACAGCGGCAUCCCAGAGCUGUCCGUGGGAAGGAGCAGCGGCAGCAGCGGAGAAGCGAGGAGACGAGAGUCUUCACCCAUCAUACCAGCUGCAGCCAAUCAGAACAAAGGGUACCGGACCAGGACAUUCCCGCCUCCGGGCUCCAGCACUGAUAAAAUGGAUGCUUUCAAACCCAGGGCAUACACACCGCAAGGUUACAGGACUCCGACAGCUGAGAAAGCCCGGCCCGUCCGAGCCGCUACGACAACACCCACUUCAGCUCAGUUAAGCUCUGUCCCUUUGUCCAGCUCCGCCCCCAAGGCCUUUUAUGGGAAGAGCAGACACUCAGCCUGGCAGAACGGCGACACCAGCCCGUCCCCUUUAAACGUAACCACGACAUCCAGCUCUGACAGCAGCAACAGCAAGAAGCAGGUGGAUACAAACUCAAAAAACGUGUUUGGACAACCUCGGCUCCGAGCCUCGCUGAGGGACCUGCGUUCUCCCCGACGGACAUACAAAAGCACCAUUGAAGACGACCUAAAGAAACUGAUCAUCAUGGACAACCCGGGAGAGGCGCCACAAAGAGAUCCAUCUCCCAGGCGAACCUUGCAGCGCACCUUUUCAGAUGAGUCGCUGUGCAGCGGGCGCAGAGAGGCCAGCUUCGCCAACUCUGAGAAGCCGACGACGCCCACUGACGUACUGUUCACCUGCACACUGCCCACACGCAGACACGCCGUCUCCUCCAACCACAUGCAGAGCAAGAAGGUGCCUCUGUCUGCCUCAGAGCUGUCUCUCACAGAAGUUAGAGACAAAGUUCCCCCCCUGAGGAGGCUCGAUCCCGGGCUGAUGCCUCUUCCUGACACAGCCUGUGGACUCGAGUGGUCCAGCCUGGUCAACGCUGCUAAAGCCUACGAAGGUGAGGAUGGAGGCACAUCAGGAUUAGCUCAAAGAGCAGUUUCCCUCUUCUCACUGACCGAGCCGCAGGUUGGAGGUCCAGACAUGAGACCAGUGGUCAGUCCAGUCCAGUUUCAGACUCCUCAGACACCACGGACCACACCGACCUUCAGCGGCGACGAGGUGCCCAACGAUUUGUCUGGCCGGCUCUACCACCUGGAGGUGAUGUUAAAACAGCUGAACACUGAUCUGGAGAAAGAGAAGCUGGAUAAAGUCGUUCUGCUGGCAGAGAUGGCCAACCUGAGAGAGAAUAACCAGCGCCUGCAGGAGGAGAGCCACACAGCCAGCGAGCAGCUGCGCAAGUUCAACAGGCUUUUUACUAACAGUGACAAGACAGACAGUGACCACGAGGCUCACUCCUUAACACACGAGACUGACUCAAAGAGGGAGUGAUGCCGUCAGGAGAAGCUGAAGAGAUUCAGGCCACAGAGGGAGGGUGACUGUGAGAGUACCCAUGAUUCCUUGCACACACAGAGCGGCGGCAGAGGUCACAAUGAUGUUACCUCACUUAGCUUCCACUGGACUGCCUUAAACCGUAGAGAGAGCAAGAAAACAGACAAAUAAUUUUUAAGAUGCAACACUCCCCAGAAAGUCUCACCAAGCCUGCGCACAGACAGAGACCUUCCCUCUCUAUUCUUUGAGCCUGUUUAUUUUUAUAAACUGAAGUCUUAUACCUGUCAUAAAUAUAUAUAUAUAAAUACAUAUGCUAUGCCAGACGAGCGAGUAGGAGAGGAAACUGUUUUAGAGAACACUACAUCACCUGGAGAGGCCUAAUACUGUUCCUGCAGCGAUGUCAGCCAAAAAAAAAAAAAGACUCAUUACAGACUGCAUCUCCCAGAAUGCACUAGAAGUAAUGGAAGCUCUACAGACAUGGUACUGUAGAUAGAUGCCUGUGUGGUACAAUUCUCAUGUAUCAAUAUUACCUAUAUUGUACUGAUAUUGACGUACUAAAGAGGUGUGUGUGUGUGUGUGUGUGUGUGUGUGUGUGUGUGUGUGUGUGUGUGUGUGUGUGUGUGUGUGUGUGUGUGUGUGUGAGAGAUGGUACUGCGAAUACUCAGAAGCAUUAUGGCACAACAGUGCGACACACGCAUCUGUGCUCAAGGCAAGAUGCCUUUUAUUACCCUUUGGUGUGAGAGAGAGAGAGAGAGGUUGAAUGGAAUGGUCUGCUAUUGGACGUUUUGAGUGAUGAACAAACUACUUUACUUCAAAAAGAAAACUUGUGGGCCACAAUAUUCUUCUUUCCUCCGUUUACGUGGAUGAACCUGUGGCCCUUUAGAUGUGAAACAAGCCAUCAGCGUGUUGAGCGAGUGUAAAUGGUCGAUGUCAUGAAGCUCAGUGAUAUUACUAGUGAAAUAUCUCUAAUGUGGUGCAUUGUUUUGAAGUUAAUUUUCACUGUUUUCAGCAGUGCCGUAUCAUCUCAGAUCUAAACGUACUGGACGAUUAUUUCGUAUUUUCGUCGUUAUCACAGUAUGUCUUAAAAAAAAAAUCAUCUUUUUUUCUAAUAUUUAAAGCCGUAGUUGUGCACAUUUUGUAUUCGCUUUGUGGCGAAGACUUUCCAUUAAAUAUAGGCUACAGCCAGCAAACGGUUAGAAGCUUAGCAUGACAGCUGGAUACAGAUGAAUGUUAACAGACUGCCUGGCAGCACCUCUAAAGCUCACUAAUCUACACAUUAUAUUUGAUUAGUCUAAUCCCGAACAAAAACCAAGUUGUAAAAAGGACAGGGUUUUUCAGUUUGUUUUUUGUUUUUUUGUAACUUCCAGGAGUAUCUGCUGGUUGCCUGGCAACUGGUCCUGGUGUGACACCAAUUCUUUUUUUUUUUCUUCUCGUUUUUAAAUACAAACAGUGCCCUCAUAGUAUUAAGAUAUAAAAAUGUGUUAAUUAGUGAGCUGAAGAGGGGCUGGUAAGUGGACUUGCCAUUAGACUGAGCCAGGCUGCUUCGAGUCUUUAUGCUAAGCUAACCAUCUGUUUGCUGUAGCCUCCUAUUUAACGGACAAACAUGUCAAUCUUGUCAUCCAACUCUCCACUAUAAAGUGAGUGACGGUAUUCCUCACAAUGUCAAACUAUUCUUAUGAUAACGUCUUCUUUGCAUACUAAUCCCAGCGAAGCUGCCACCACGAACUUCUGCUUAUAGAAAACAUUUACUGUACAUGAAACUCACUCGACGACACUGAAGCUCCUUCAUAUCAGAACCAGUCUGUCUGUGUGUAUGAGAGGACUUGUCCCUGUGUUCUGUGGUAUCCCUAAUGAACACAAAAGACAUGAUUUAUACUGCUAGCUUGCUUAACACUAUUGUCUACUAUAUCUAUUUUUCAUACAAAGACGAUGUGUGUGUUUUUGGACGCUGGUACUGAAUGGACAACACAUCCCUGCAGAGGGUGACUCUUCAUCUUCCUGCGUCAGUUUAGAUAUUGCCGAUUUCAAUUGUACUGAAUGGUCGUCUCCUGCUUUGCCCUGUAGGACAGCCACUUGUCUCUCAUCAAGAGGUUUCUUCCACGCUGUGACUGGAACUCUUGCAUUUUUAAAUCCUAACUCACUCAGGUUCCUCAAGAUGCUGUUAAUGACACUGAACCAUCAGUUAGGAGUGGGCGAUGUGACGCAUUGUAGCCUGAGACAAUGUCAAGUUGUGUUUUGCCAUACUGUUUAUACCAUUGUAGUUAUCCCUUUAAUAUCUCUGGGUGUAUUAGCCCAUUUUAGACAUAUUUGCAAAUCAAUUAGCAGGACUGUUUCAUGGCAAUCAUGAUUAUGAUUUAAGACUUUGUAUAAAGGUACUUAGUUGCUUGAUUUGCCUAAAACGGACAAAUAUGAACAGUUUCUCGAUUGAUUUUUCUUAAAGUCGACUAUAUUGAUAUUCAUACCUUCGUACAAAAUGACUUAUGCUGUGACAAAAGAUGUUCUCCAUAUCGCCCGCUCCUACUAUCAAAAAUAAAUACGUUUUUUUCAAUGACACAAGGGGGCAACGAGUGUUGCAGAAAACCUGCCAUUUCUUCCUGCUUUCAUGUUUCCACUUCCUUUAUUCCUCUGCAGCCAGUUAGAGUUUCAACUUGGGCUGUGGAACUUUGAUAACCAGUAACGUUUAUACCUAUUUGAACCUUUUUUGCUUGGAUUCAGACUUUCUCAUAAACAGAUUCAGUCUAUAAUAAGGUUCAGAUCUUCCUCAAAAACAAGCUGUUUUUACUUCCUGUUUGGACAUUUUUAGUUCAAGUGACACACUCCUGUUGUUCCUUCUUUAGGAAGUCCUUCAUUCAUUCAUGCAGCUUCGCAGGUGUAGCUGUGACCUUAGUAUCUGCAAGUCUCAUUGGUUUGCUUAUGUUAAAGGGGCAAUGUUUCUUUAUAUAUAUAUAUAUAUAUAUAUAUAUAUAUAUAUAUAAGUUUGAUAAUGUUAUGUAUAAUUUUAAGCUAUUUAUAGCAUACACAAUGAUCCCUGUUGAACAAAUUAAUAAUGCUUUAUGGUUAUUGGUAAUAUUGUAUACCUAGGUUUGUUUUUUAGAUGUUAAAUAUUUUGAUAAUUUAUUUUUUAAACACAUUCCCACUGUUGCAGACAAUAGUGAAGAUGAGAGGGUACUGUGUUUUUAUUUGUGUAUGCCGUACUACUUCUGAUCUCUGUACAAACUGAUUUGUAUGAUCCCUCGUUGUUUUCUGGCUUCUUUUCCCGUUUGUGCGUCGGUGCUUUCUGCAUGUGGCAGGGGUACAGGAUGCAUAGACUAAACGUUUUCUUUGGGUUGUAAUAACUUGUACAUUUAAAAGUGUAAAUUAUGUUUUCAUUAUUUUAUAAAAAAAAAAUAUAUUAAAAAUGAUUAUCAGAA
Perca fluviatilis (European perch) is the source of this 9244-nucleotide messenger RNA. RefSeq names its product signal-induced proliferation-associated 1 like 3 (gene sipa1l3). Gene Ontology annotation, molecular function: protein binding; GTPase activator activity. Bases 483 to 5834 code for a protein of 1783 amino acids. NCBI's taxonomy places the organism in Eukaryota, Metazoa, Chordata, Actinopteri, Perciformes, Percidae. Gene Ontology annotation, biological process: epithelial cell morphogenesis; establishment of epithelial cell polarity; regulation of small GTPase mediated signal transduction. Gene Ontology annotation, cellular component: plasma membrane; cytoplasm; Golgi apparatus. The transcript is spliced from 24 exons. The record is from RefSeq and is a predicted model, not a curated record.